UCCCUCCCCUCUCCUAGUUCUUCCUAUGACUCACACGCUCCUCCUCCCCCCUGUGUGUCAUACAUCUUCACCCCUUCUCCUCCCACUCUCUCCCUCUGAAUCGCCCACAGUCGCUCUCUGUCUCCAGGCUUCAAACAGGCUGCAGGAUGUCAAUAGUGAAUAUUGUUGCCAGGGAGAUCCUGGACUCGAGGGGAAACCCCACUGUGGAAGUAGAUCUACAUACAGGCAAAGGUUUGUUCAGAGCUGCUGUACCCAGCGGUGCGUCCACUGGUAUCUACGAGGCACUGGAGCUCCGUGAUGGAGACAAGACUCGCUACAAAGGCAAAGGUGUCCUCAAGGCUGUUGGCCACAUUAAUGACACCAUCGGACCAGCCCUCAUCCAGUCAGGAUUCAACGUUUUGGAGCAGGAGAAACUCGAUAACAUGAUGAUUGAAAUGGAUGGUACUGAAAACAAAUCUACAUUUGGAGCCAAUGCUAUUCUUGGAGUGUCUCUGGCUAUUUGCAAAGCCGGUGCAGCAGAGAAAGGUGUCCCCUUAUACCGUCACAUUGCUGAUCUGGCUGGAAACAGAGAGCUGGUCCUCCCAGUUCCUGCCUUUAAUGUGAUAAAUGGGGGUUCUCAUGCUGGAAAUAGAUUGGCUAUGCAGGAGUUUAUGGUCCUUCCGGUGGGGGCGGAGUCAUUCCGAGAUGCUCUGCGUGUGGGGGCGGAGCUCUAUCAGACGCUGAGAAGUGUCAUCAAAGACAAAUAUGGUCAGGAUGCUACAAAUGUGGGUGAUGAGGGUGGAUUUGCUCCGAAUAUACAGGAGAACAGUGAGGCCCUGGAGCUGAUAAAGACGGCCAUAGAAAAAGCCGGCUUCACAGACAAGGUGGUAAUUGGGAUGGAUGUUGCUGCUUCUGAGUUUUUCAUUGAGGGCAAGUAUGACCUGGACUUUAAGUCUCCACCCAAUGUAGCUCGAAACAUCAGUGCUGCAGAGCUAACCAGCAUCUACCAGGACUUCAUUAACAACUACCCAGUUGUGUCCAUUGAAGAUCCGUUUGACCAGGAUGACUGGCCCGCUUGGACAGAGUUCACUGCCUCUGUGGGAAUUCAGGUCGUCGGCGAUGACCUGACAGUCACUAAUCCACGGAGGAUAGAACGAGCCGUGGAGGAAAAAGCCUGUAACUGCUUGCUGCUUAAAGUCAACCAGAUCGGUUCCAUCACAGAGGCCAUCAAGGCAUGUAAGCUCGCUCAGGAGAGCGGCUGGGGUGUGAUGGUCAGUCACCGCUCAGGAGAAACAGAGGAUACUUUUAUAGCUGACCUGGUGGUUGGGCUUUGCACUGGACAGAUUAAGACUGGAGCUCCCUGUCGAUCAGAACGUCUGGCCAAAUACAAUCAACUCAUGAGGAUUGAAGAAGAGAUGGGUGACCAAGCUCGCUUUGCUGGACACAGUUUCCGCAACCCCAGCGCCCUCUGAGUAUCGUUUGUAAUUGAACAGCACAGAUGCACUCACAGAAUCGUUAGGAUUUCUUGACAGAUUCAUUGUAGAGUAAUAAUGACUAUUUCAGCAAAGCCCAAAACACACUGACAAGCACAUUCACACUAAUGACUUCUUAAAUCACUAACGUGCACAGAUAACGGGGCUGUAGCUGCGGGAAGUUACCCAGCAGGACAUGGUGUAAUUUUACUCCAUUUGAUUG
Molecule: messenger RNA, 1674 nt
Organism: Thalassophryne amazonica
Lineage: Eukaryota; Metazoa; Chordata; Actinopteri; Batrachoidiformes; Batrachoididae
Product: gamma-enolase-like
Exons: 13
Coding region: 147-1451 (434 amino acids)
Biological process (GO): glycolytic process
Cellular component (GO): phosphopyruvate hydratase complex
Molecular function (GO): magnesium ion binding; phosphopyruvate hydratase activity
Source: RefSeq, a predicted model, not a curated record